AAAAGAAACGUUACGAACAUAGAAAUAUAGCAUAAGAAUAAAUUACGUGUUUUAAGAAUAAUCGACAAUGCAGAAAAAGUACAGGGAAGGAAACUGAUAGCGUGUUUCCCUCAAAGAGAAGCCCAAGGAAGGAUUAAGUAACUCGUGGCAAGGACGUGGCCUAGUCGACGGAGACGGUGUUCACGAUGGUCCAACGGCUAUCGUUGUUGAUCGAAUUGUUCGUGUUGGGCGUGGUCCGAUUUCUUGCUCAAUUUUGCGGCCGCAAAUCGGGUGGCCGUCGAAGGUACCGUCACCCAGUUACGUCAGCGUGCCCGUGGGUCCUGGUCGCGCGGUAUAAAAGCCGAAAACCACCCGUCUGUGGUAUCAUUCGCAUCACAGACAGACAGAUCAAGAGAUCUUCCAAUCAAGCGAGCUACAAUGGCCUUCAAGUUCAUCGUCUUCGCUGCCUUCGUUGCCGCCGCUAACGCUGGAAUCCUGCGAGAGCCUCUGACCUACGCACCAGCGGCGCCACUGGCUUACUCCGCACCUCUGGCCUAUGCGGCUGCGCCUGUAGCCAAGGCGGUGGUGGCCGCCCCUGUGGCUAAGGCCGUUGUUGCCAAGACCGUUGACGCCGACUUCGACCCCCACCCCCAAUACAGCUACGCCUAUGACGUGCACGACAGCCUGACCGGUGACGCCAAGAGCCAACAGGAAACCCGCGACGGAGACGUUGUCCAGGGUAGCUACUCCCUGAUCGAAGCUGACGGAGCCGCUCCAGUCGCAUACGCCGCCCCCGCUCCAGUCGCCUACGCCGCUCCCGUUGCCAAAUACGCCGCUGCUCCUCUCGCAUACGCCGCCCCCGCUCAUGCUUUCAUCCACUGAAUCCGAUCUAUUGUUUAGGAAUUAUGUUUGUCGAAUAAAUACGGUUUUUUUUUAGCAAGUAUACGAAACGUACUGUACUCUGUUACCUUUUUACUUUACUACCCAUAUCUUUGAACAUAUUUUUAAGUUUGUCUUUGAAUUUGGCGUUUGU
Molecule: messenger RNA, 1012 nt
Organism: Bombus impatiens (common eastern bumble bee)
Lineage: Eukaryota; Metazoa; Arthropoda; Insecta; Hymenoptera; Apidae
Product: cuticle protein 21-like
Exons: 3
Coding region: 418-861 (147 amino acids)
Cellular component (GO): extracellular matrix
Source: RefSeq, a predicted model, not a curated record